AUGCCUUCCUUUGCCCCUGCCACUGAUGCACCUCUUUCUAUGGCAUUCAAAAUGAAAAAGGAUAUUGAGCUGGCUUGUCGGCUUGGAGCAAAGGGACGACCUUGGUGUAAAGGGCGCAGUAAAGAGCGCAGUACUAGGAAGGAAGGUAGAUCCCGUGGAUUAGAAUCCACUAGUCGUGUUAGGGUCAUAAUUGGCCGGUUAUGUUAUUGUAAGCAGGUCAGCACCCUUAUUUACUCGUACAACUGUCGGUUUUUGUUUGAAAAGGCUUGUUUUGAAGGGGAUCUAAUAGCUGAUGUGUCCGUUGACCGGUGUAUGUUGUCCUUAAGUCUCUCACUUUGA
Messenger RNA from Dovyalis caffra, 339 nucleotides. NCBI's taxonomy places the organism in Eukaryota, Viridiplantae, Streptophyta, Magnoliopsida, Malpighiales, Salicaceae. The record is from the annotation of a GenBank genome assembly.